This is a messenger RNA of Cannabis sativa, 2045 nucleotides long. Its product is annotated as pyruvate kinase, cytosolic isozyme. Gene Ontology annotation, molecular function: pyruvate kinase activity; magnesium ion binding; potassium ion binding. The transcript is spliced from 3 exons. The coding region runs from base 246 to 1748 and encodes 500 amino acids. The record is from RefSeq and is a predicted model, not a curated record. Lineage: Eukaryota; Viridiplantae; Streptophyta; Magnoliopsida; Rosales; Cannabaceae. Gene Ontology annotation, biological process: glycolytic process. Gene Ontology annotation, cellular component: cytoplasm.
AAGAAAGAUAUUUUUUUGAGAGUGGAAUAUCUUUUUAUUGAAUAAAAUAUUAAUUAGGUCUAUUAAAAAAAAUUAAAAUAAAUAUAUAAGGAAAAAUAGGAAGAAGAAGAAGAGAAAGAGAAAGAGGUUGGUCUCUUUCAAAUUAACAAUAUAUUCUCUCUUCUCUCUGUAAUACUCUCUUUACUCUUCUUCUUCAUUCGAAUAUAUAUCUGAGAAUAAAGAUCGAAACUUUGGGAAGAAAAACUAUGGAUCAUCAAGUUAUUAUGCAGAGGCCGAAGACCAAGAUCGUCUGUACUCUAGGACCUGCAUCGAGGUCGGUUCCCAUGGUUGAAAAGCUUUUAAGGGCUGGUAUGAAUGUUGCUCGAUUCAACUUCUCUCAUGGAUCUCACGAAUACCAUCAAGAAACUCUUGAUAAUCUUCAACAAGCCAUGGAAAACACUGGGAUCCUCUGCGCCGUCAUGCUCGAUACAAAGGGUCCUGAGAUUAGAACUGGGUUUUUGAAAGAUGGGAAGCCUAUUCAACUAAAGAAGGGCAAUGAGAUCACAAUAUCAACUGAUUAUACUCUCAAGGGUGAUGAGAGUACUAUUUGUAUGAGUUACAAGAAAUUGGCUGUGGAUGUCAAGCCAGGGAUGGUUAUACUAUGUGCAGAUGGUACAAUUUCGUUCACUGUUUUGUCAUGUGAUGUGAAGAACGGUUUGUUGAGGUGUCGGUGUGAGAACUCUGCUGUUCUUGGUGAGAGGAAGAAUGUUAAUCUUCCUGGUGUUAUAGUUGAUCUUCCAACCUUGACUGAGAAGGACAAAGAGGAUAUUUUGCAGUGGGGUGUUCCUAACAAGAUCGAUAUGAUCGCCCUUUCUUUUGUUCGUAAAGGUUCUGACCUUGUUGAGGUUCGCAAGUUGCUCGGGAAGCAUUCUAAGAAUAUCAUGCUCAUGUCCAAGGUUGAGAAUCAAGAAGGUGUGGCUAACUUUGAUGACAUCCUUGCCAAUUCGGAUGCAUUUAUGGUUGCGAGAGGUGAUCUCGGGAUGGAGAUUCCAAUUGAGAAGAUUUUCCUGGCUCAGAAAGUGAUGAUUUACAAGUGCAACAUUCAAGGGAAACCUGUUGUUACGGCCACUCAGAUGUUGGAGUCGAUGAUUAAGUCGCCUAGGCCAACUAGGGCUGAAGCAACCGAUGUUGCCAAUGCUGUUCUUGAUGGAACUGAUUGUGUUAUGCUUAGUGGUGAAACAGCUGCUGGAGCAUAUCCCGAGCUUGCAGUUCGCACCAUGGCUAAGAUCUGUGUUGAGGCAGAGAACACCAUUGAUUACGGUGAUGUCUUCAAGAGAGUUAUGGAACACUCUCCGGUGCCAAUGAGUCCAUUGGAAAGUUUGGCUGCCACUGCUGUUAAAACAGCAAACUCAUCGAAAGCAACUCUCAUUCUAGUCCUCACCAGAGGAGGAAGCACAGCCAAACUGGUGGCCAAGUACAGACCGGGAAUGCCAAUAUUGUCUGUUGUUGUCCCCGAGCUCAAGACAGACUCUUUCGAUUGGUCAUGCAGCGAUGAAGCCCCAGCAAGGCACAGCCUCAUCUUUCGCGGUUUGGUUCCUGUUUUGAGUGCAGGGUCUUCAAGGGCAUCUUCAGCUGAGACAACCGAAGAAGCACUCGAGUUCGCCAUUCAACAUGCCAAGUCUAAGGGACUCUGCAAGAUCGGAGACUCGGUGGUAGCUCUACAUCGCGAUGGAACUGCUUCGGUGAUCAAGAUCUUGACUGUGAAGUGAGUGAUUCAUCAUCAGAUCACUUGAAUUUUUGGAUGUUCACAUUCUCAAUUUGUUUCUUUUUUGUUUAAAAGAAAAAAGGUCUUGUUUUAUUGCUGUUGGUGAAAAGGGGGGGUUUUUUUUGGAGGUGGUAAUUAAGGCCUCGGAUAUUUUGAUUUAUUUUUUGUUAUGAAUUUCUAUUUCAAGAUAGAAAAAAACAUUAUUAUUAGUCACAACCCACCAUUUAUUAUAUAUAUGCUCCGGUGAGACUGGUGAGCUGAAUUAAUCUUAAAUUAUUAUUUGUCAUUUUUCUACUUGAAA